Myiozetetes cayanensis is the source of this 821-nucleotide messenger RNA. RefSeq names its product cell division cycle associated 3 (gene CDCA3). The transcript is spliced from 5 exons. Lineage: Eukaryota; Metazoa; Chordata; Aves; Passeriformes; Tyrannidae. The record is from RefSeq and is a predicted model, not a curated record. Bases 1 to 717 code for a protein of 238 amino acids.
AUGGGCGCCGCGGGCAGCGCCCCCGCCACCCCCGCCGCGCCCCGCAACAAGCACCUGGCGCACGUCAGCGACCCCCGCUCCCCCACCGCCGGCAUCCUGCGCACACCCAUCGAGGUGGUGAGCUCCCCGGCGGGCAGCCCGCAGCCCAGCCCCGCCGAGCCGCCGGCGGCCGCGGUCCAGGAGCGGGACCCGCGCUCGCCCACGCCCGGCAUCUCCCGCACGCCCAUGAGAGCCGUGUCGAGUGACAGCGUGGACCGCCUGGUGAAGCAGCUCAGCGAGGCCUUUGGGGCCGAGGCAGCGGCCCCGGAGCCGGCGCCGCCGGGAGCGGCCGAUACCGCCGAGGAGCCGGCCCGGCGGAGCGCCCCGCCCGCCGUGGGGGAGCUGGAGGGGCCGCUCUCCCCCAGCACCGGCCCUGCUCGGCCCGCCCGUCCCGCUGGGCACGGCCUGUCCUCCGGUAACAAGCCUGUAAGACACAAGCCCAACAACAAAAUCAUGGUAACAUCUGGAGGAACUGGCCGCUCUCCCCUCAGCAUUCUACGAGAUGAUAAUUCUCCCAGUACUCCUGCCCCUCGCCAGGGCAAGAAGCACGUGUUUGGAGAGAACCUUGGGGAAAAGAAGGAAGUGACAGUGGACCUGAGCAAGAGCCUUAAAUCUGGGAGCUGUGCUUGGAAUGACUUGAACAAAGAGAACCAACAGUGUCCUUUUGUGGAGAACUAGAGAUUUCCCUUUUUAGGAUCUUGCUUUUAUUUGAAUUUUCUAGGGGGGGGAAUCCUGCAAUAGACUGAAAUUCUAGAGCAGUGAUCACACCUCUUGUCUAUCCC